UACAUCGUUUGCACAGUUUUGGAUUGAAUACAUUGCACUGCAAAAUUCAACUGAAAAAUGGAAGAUCCAGUAGCUAGAAAAGUAGAGGAUAAUAGAAGAGUUUAUACAUAUCCACUGUUAAAGCAUAGUGAUAUGAAUGAAGAUAUGCAGACUGAAGUAAUGGAACUAUGUGUGACAGCAUGUGAAAAAUUCUCGACUGAUAAUGAAGCAGCAGCUCGUUUUGUAAAAGAAACUAUGGAUAAAAAGUACGGAGCAGCAUGGCAUGUAGCUGUUGGUGAAGGUUUUGGUUUUGAAAUUACCUAUGAUAUUAAAAACAUUUUAUACAUGCUAUGUGGUGGAAAUUUAGGCAUAAUUGUCUGGAAAUGCUGUUGAUAAUAAUUACAGGAUGUAAAUAUUUCAAAAAGGAAUAAGAAUACGUGCACACUAUUUAAAAUGUAUAUUUUAAUAGUAAUCUAUAUUUUGGCAAGCUUUUCGUCAUAUUUUACUCUGCUAUGUUGAAGUUCCCGAGUCCAAAAAGAUAGAAGCAAAUAAAUGUAUUGACUAUCAUAAAUGUCACUGGAUUCCAAUCACUUUUUUAAUAUACUAUAUUUUCCAAUUAACAGAAAAUCUCUUAUGAACUAAAACAUCCAAAAUACUUCAAUCAUUUUUACCAAUAUGUAUAUACUUAGAUUUGUAAUAUACCUUUUUAAAAUAUAUCUAAGUUUGUAACUAAAAAGAACAUUUGAAACAAGAAAAGAAACCCAUUAGUGUUAUAACAAGAAAUGGUUCAGUGAAAAAAGAAUCCCU
Schistosoma margrebowiei is the source of this 786-nucleotide messenger RNA. The record is from the annotation of a GenBank genome assembly. Lineage: Eukaryota; Metazoa; Platyhelminthes; Trematoda; Strigeidida; Schistosomatidae.